AUGAAGCGGCAAAACUUGGAAAGCAUGGCAGAAGCUGGCACGGCUGUCGCUCAAAGAGCGACACUGCAGGAUUUCAAAUCUUGCAGCCUUUUUUUGUCGGAAGACGUUUGGAAGACUUUGACGGCUGCGUUGCAUCGCGCAGAUGUGCUUGUGAACUAUCUUGUUGAUACCCUGGGCCUGCGGCAUCCUUCGGAGCCGACCAAUGCAGUGAUCACUGCAUUGGUGGCUUGCUGCUCUGGGGAAAAUUCGAUGCAGUUGCAAACCCUUUUGCAAACUGUGAAGUCGGUUUUGCGAACAAGGACAACAAGGGCCCGCAUCAGCGGGCUGCCGUUGCCCGCUGGCGUUCCCGCAAUGCUGGGCAUGCCAGCAAUGGAUCCUCGCGCUGCAGGGUGGCAGAUGUUACAAACAGCACACAUGGCCCAAACGGCUUUGUCUUUAGCCAACUCCUUCGCCAUGGCGGGAUGCCCGCGUGCGCCCGAGGGCGAGCUGAGCAAUUUGCAAAUUUUUCCUUCUGGCAAUCGGCAGCGAGAAGCCCAGGCACCGUCGUCAUCUGUUAGAGCGUUGAUGGACCGUGCAGAAGCCACUGUGGAAACGCCAUCAGUUCCACCAGCAGGUUCUACGCCAGCCAUUGCCGCGGAGGCGCCCGCGCCGCUGCCGAGACCUGUGGCGGAUCGCCCUGCAACGGAGGAAGACGUGGCUGAUGGUGCCACCACUGGGGCGGAACCAGGUCCUGACACUGCGUUGGCGGGGUCCAAUCCAUUAAUGCCAACGCAUGUAUCUGAGGCCAUGGAACGUUUGGCCAAGACUUAUUAUGGCAAGGAGUUACCACAGUCUGAGGAGACCGCUGUGCCUGGGACGGCUUGCAAGCGUCCGGCGGCAGCAAAAGGUCGCCCGCGCAAGCGCCCGGCGGCUGCAAUGCCAACUGCCUCUGCGGAGGCCGUGGACUGCAGCAAGCCCGUGGCUUCCGCCGACAAAGCGGCGCUCAUGAGGAGACCUGCAGCGAGCUGUCACAGCGACAAGCAGCGUGGUCCGAUGAAAUCGAUGAAGACUGCUGUUGCUGCUGUGAAAAAGAAACCGGCAGCUUCAAGUGCCGCUGCUGCCAAGACGCGAUGCAUUACACGCAAGCAGCAGCUCAAAUGGAGACCUUCGGGCUGUGCUCGCUGCCGCAGAACCCCAGGAUGUUGCCCCAGCUGUUGGGUCAAGCGUGGCUAUGAGGAGGAUGGAACGGUGCAGCUGGACACUGGUGACAAAACAGUGACGCUUCCAUCUCCCACGCUUGCUGCUCUAUAUGCGUCUGGUGAGGCUCUGGGAGCCGGAAAUCAGGACGCUCUUGCCAGUGUGGAAGGCCAUGGUCUGCGUGACGGGCAGGACUUGUUCAUAACGCAGCCAUGGCGCCGAGCUGCAGUAACUGCAGCAGAAGCAUUGAUUGCUCAGUUUGAGCAACGCUCGGAUAUCGAUCUGGAUGAUUGUCCGAUUUUGGAUGAAUUGAAGAGCAUUGUCACCAAUGCUGCCACUGACAUGGACAUGGAUGCGCAGCACGCAGGAGACAUCUUGCACGGUGGGCAGAUGUUUCUUUUCAUCUGCGACAAUGAGGAGGACCUGUGA
Molecule: messenger RNA, 1605 nt
Organism: Cladocopium goreaui
Lineage: Eukaryota; Dinophyceae; Suessiales; Symbiodiniaceae
Source: the annotation of a GenBank genome assembly